GAAAACAGGUUGUUCGGUUGAUCAUGUAAAAGUCGUUUUCGAUUGAAAGAUUCGAACUUUGAAGCAAAUGAUAUGGCCGAUAUUCCGUUGCCAUUCUCAAAUCCUUCGCUAAUGGGAGUUCCUCAGAACAAGAUUCCAUCGAUUAAAUCUGCAAACUUUUCUCAAAUCCCUUCGUGGGUCUCUCUAAAGACUAGCCCCAGUUCAUUGAAAAUCCCUCAAAGCCAACAAGGGCAGGUUGAGAAUGUAUAUUUGGUUUCUUUAUCGAGACAGGGGAAGCUCAAAGAAGCUCGUGAUUUCCUGAAAGAAAUGGAUCGAGCAGGUGUUUCUGUUAGCCCCAAUUCAUAUGAGUGUCUGUUGGAAACCUGUAGAGAAAUAGGCUCAUUAUCGGAUGGAAGAUUGAUACAUGAUCGGUUGCGGAGAAUGAUGACGAUCCCACCUUUGUUUUUGGUGAAUUGUGUUCUGCAGAUGUACUGCGAUUGUGGUGGUUUCCGGGAUGCAGAGAUACUGUUUGAUGGAAUGCGUGAAAGAAAUCUGACAUCUUGGUCUAUACUUAUUUCUGCUUAUGCGCAGAUGGGAAAUUUGGAGAAAGCGUUUUGGUUUUUCUCACAAAUGCUUGAGUCAGAAAUCAGGCUGAAUUCGUCCGUCUACGCCCGCCUCUUGAAGUAUUUGACUCAUCCUUCUCUUUUGGAGAUUGGUAAACAGAUGCAUUCACUCAUUUUAAGGACGGAGUUAGGCAAUAGUGUUUCUGUUAAUACAGCAAUAUCGAAUAUGUAUGUGAAGUGUGGGUGGCUGGAGGGUGCUCAGCUUCUUUUUGAUAGGAUGUCUGAAAAGAAUGCUGUAGCUUGGACGGGGUUGUUAAUGGGACACGUGCAUGCUGGAAAACGGAAAGGUGCUUUGGAGCUGUUUGCUAAUAUGGUAAGAGAGAGUGUUGAAUUGGAUGAGUUUGUUUUCUCGAUUGUUCUCAAGGCUUGUGCUGGCUUGAAGGACUUGAAUUCAGGGAGGCAAAUUCAUGGUUACAUUGUUAAACUUGGAUUGGAACCUGAGGUUUCUGUGGGAACUCCUCUUGUAGACUUAUAUGUCAAAUGUGGGAGUUUUGAAUCUGCUUGUCAAGCAUUCAAGAGAAUAAGUGAUCCUAAUGAAGCUUCAUGGAGUGCCAUGAUCUCUGGCUAUUGUCAAAUGGGUAAAUUUGAGAAAUCUAUUAAGAUUUUUAGAUCAUUAAGGAACAAAAAUGGAGUUUUAAAUUCAUUUGUGUAUACCAGUAUUUUUCAAGCAUGUUCUGCACUUGCCGACUAUAAUAUGGGUGCCCAAGCUCAUGCAGAUGCCAUAAAAAGAGGCCUAGUUUCAUAUCUAUGUGGGGAGAGUGCAAUGAUUACUAUGUAUUCAAAAUGUGGCAGAUUAGAUUAUGCAAAUCGUGCCUUUGAAUCAAUAGAGAAGCCUGAUACUGUGGCUUGGACUGCCAUUAUAUCUGGUCAUGCUUAUCAUGGAAAUGCUUCUGAAGCUCUAAGGCUUUUCAGGAAGAUGCAGGACUCUGGUUUAAGGCCAAAUGCAGUUACAUUUGUGGCAGUAUUAACUGCUUGUAGUCAUUCAGGUUUGGUUGCAGAUGCUAAGCAGUAUUUUGAGUUGAUAAGUAAGCAUUAUGGUCUGGAACCAACUAUUGAUCAUUAUGACUGCAUGAUUGAUGUAUACUCCCGUGCUGGGCUACUGCAAGAAGCAUUUGAAGUGAUAAAGAAUAUGCCCUUCAAUCCCAGUGUUAUGAGUUGGAAAUGCCUAAUGAGUGGAUGUUGGAUCCAUAAGAAUCUCGAGCUGGGAACAAUGGCAGCUGAAAACCUUCUGCAGCUGGAUCCAGAUGAUACUGCAGGUUAUAUUCUCAUGUUUAACCUAUAUGCUUCCUAUGGAAAAUGGGAGGAGGCAGCUCGUGUGAGAAGUAUGAUGACUACAAGAAAGUUGAAGAAGGAACUCAGCUGUAGUUGGAUUACUGUCAAGGGCAAUGUGCAUCGGUUCAUAGUUGGUGAUAAACACCAUCCUCAGACAGAGGAGAUCUACUCAAAGUUAAAGGAGUUAAAUUCUUCUGUAGCGAAUAGGGAAAACGACCUCCUAACUGAAGAAGGUGUAACAUGUACCCUUCCAGAGCGAGAACAACAGCUUCUGGACCAUAGUGAAAGACUUGCCAUGGCAUUUGGGCUCUUAUCUACACCAAAUAAUUCUCCCAUCGUAAUUUUCAAGAAUCUAAGGACCUGCAAACACUGCCAUGAAUUUGCAAAACGAGUAUCCAUGGUCACAGGGCGUGAACUCAUUAUUCGAGAUUCCUUAAGAUUUCAUCACUUCCAGUCAGGGCAAUGCUCUUGCAAUGAUUAUUGGUGAUUCCCAGUUUCCCACAAAUUCUUGCAGUUAUUCUUUGAGGUAUUCAUUGGCAUUCUCUCUUCUUAGUUCUUGCAUCCCUGUGCAUCAUCAUGUCAAGGAAAAUAAUUUGGGCUGACCUCAGGCAAUAGUUCGUCCACAUUGGCUUGAAGCUUAUGUUGUUCAUAAAAUUGAUUAGACCACAUGGCGCCACCAGGUUACUUGUGUCCUCAAUAACUGACAUUUGUCAGAACUAGAAACACAAAAAUCAUGUGGUUGAAUUUCAUUACUUUGGUUAAUAGUAAUAUACUCCAAACUUUUUGUCCGGUCGUUUAGCAGUCUUUCUUAUCUAAUAGCAACCACGUGAAAGGCGAUGGCUUAUACAGAAAAGACCCUCCCUGGUACCUGCAGAGGCCGUGGGACUGGACAUGAAAUCCGUAUGAUAUACCAAUGGUGGCCUGCCAUGGCCGAUGAAUUGUAUGAUUGAUUAGUGGUUGCUGGUGAUGGCAGCCAUUUUCUAGUAGUGGAGGUAAAGUACAGGUGUCUGAAGUGGGAAGCACAAACCUUAAUGAGGCAACACGUGGGAGUGUGUCAGGGUUGAGAGUCCGCAGAAUGGAUGAUGAAUUGAUGUUUUAUGAUUGUUGCACAAAAGGAGACUCUUAAGGGGUCCAUGCCACUGAUAACCAGCAUUUCCAUCUCUUUCACCAUGGAUAGGAAUCUUUGCCUCCACUUCCUUUGGCAAGUGCGCACUUUAUCUAUUAGAAUAGGAAAUUAUUAGCAAUAAUGCCAGUAUUUCAUUUUUCUUUUCUUUUUUCCAUUUGUGUUUUGCUAUCAUCUAGGUCAGUGAAAUGUUGGCGUGACAUAUAAAUAGGGCCUCCGUAACCCUCUGACGCCUAAUAAUUUUUCAAGUUGAGG
Molecule: messenger RNA, 3252 nt
Organism: Rubroshorea leprosula
Lineage: Eukaryota; Viridiplantae; Streptophyta; Magnoliopsida; Malvales; Dipterocarpaceae
Source: the annotation of a GenBank genome assembly